GUUCAUGAAAUGUGGUUGACUGAGCGAGGAAAAAUAGUGACCCAGUGUUCACAGCAAAACGACUUGCGUAUCGUUAACACGUAAGCAACAAUGUAAAGUGAUUUUUCUUUGAACUAUACAACCCAUUAUGAUCAAAGGCAGAGGACUACAAGAAGUAACCUGCACUGUUCCUAGUGGUUUUUUAUGUUAAACCAGAGUAGCUGUUACUCCUUUGAUGGUAAUGUAACUCUCAGUAGUUAUCACUGAAAUCAAACUCAUGAGAAAAAGGAAAUGUUUUGAACGAGAAAUAAACACCCUUUUUUUUUUUUUUUUUUUUUUUUUUAAGAAACUGCGGGUUUACAUUGCGACCACGAGUAUAUAGGAUGUCCGCUGCUGAUCAGGUAAGCGUUAGCUGGGAGAAAAUCUUAUAACGCAGCACCCAUAUCCCCAUUGUUAUCAGGAUACUUUGUUUCUCUCUUUGUUUCUUGUUUCUCUUACUACAUUAUCGUAUACAAACGUCAAAAGGCUACAUCAAAGAACCAACAAACAUUAGCAAAACCUUAAUUUUUUCUUAACUUCAUUAGGGCUUUCAUGAAAUGUCGUUGACUGAGCGAGGAGAAAUAAUGACCCAAUGUUCACAGCAAAACGACUUACGUAUCCCUACCACGUAAGUAACAAUCUAAAGUACUACAGGAGCUGUAAUGCCAAAUCUCGCGCUAUAUAUAGAAAGGACCAUCAGGGCAUUUUUUUGUCAUCCACAGCUCCUGUGCCAAUUAUUCUUCUUUUUUAUUUCUUGGUAAUCAUUAACAGGGUUAAUUCCAUGUAUUUUUAUCUAAUGUAAUAGUAUACAUUAUUAGACAUAUUCAGAUGAUAGUUAUGACAGUAGUUUUAUAGAUGAUAGUGAACUGAAUGAUGUCUUUUACUUUGAUGACUGGAGUAACAUAAGACAUUUCACAGAUGAUGAUAUAUUAGAAGCAGACAAAGAAUUACAUAAUAUAUUAGAAAAUUUAAGAAAACCAAGAACACAUUUAUAGAUAUAUUAUCUAUGCAUUAAUAUAGACAAUUUAUUGUAAUCAAAUAAUUCAUGAUGAAUUGGAUGAUACAAUAUGUGACCCAUUUGUUGUUUGAGUUGAUAAAUUCAAACAUGGUGUUGUAUGAUGGUCUUUUACCCGUGAUGUGGGUGAUAAUAAUAAUGUGUCAUUACUAUUGUUGCCUUAAUAAUAACCGGAAAGAAUAAUUUCAUAAUAUCCAUUAAGUAUUACUUUUAAUGUUUUGUUGGAAUCAAUGAAUGUGAAAUGUGAUGAAUGCGAAAUAGUUGGAUCUAAAGUGUUGAACUUAACAUGAAAAUUCAGCAAAUAUGGUUUGAUAAAACCUUAAAAAGACAAGAAAGGUGAAACUGUGACUAAGGCAUUCAACAGCACAUUAAAGGAAGGCAGACAACCACAAUAUCUAUGGGUUUACAUGGGUAAGGAGUUCUAUUAUAAACAUCUCAAAGAAUUAUUAGACAAAAAGAGUGUUAAAAUGUACUCAACUGAAAAUGGAGAAAAAUUCAUUGUUGUUGAAAGAUGGAACAGAACAAUAAAACAAAGAAUGUGAAAACAGUUCACAGUCCAAGGCAACACACAAGAUCUUGACAUAUUUCCUCAAAUAGUGUUAAAAUACAACACCACAAAACAUUCAAGCCUAAAAAUGACACCAACUGAAGCAAGCAUAAAGAAGAAUAAAGGGACUGUUUAUUUUAAUUUAUAUGGUGAUAUAGAGACAUCAACAAAACCAAAAUUCAAAGUUGGGGAUAAGGUGAGAAUAUCAAAAUACAAGAGUAAAAGAUUUGUCAAAGGAUAUACUCCAAAUUGGACAGAAGAGAUGUUUAUUGUUGACAAAGUUUUGUAUACCAAUCCCAUCACUUACAAAAUAAAGGAUUUGAAAAAUGAAGUAAAAAGGAUCAUUUUAUGAACCUGAAUUAUUGCAAGCAAAACAUUAAGUUUUCAGAGUUUAUUCGGAGAAAAUAUAAAAAGAAACAAGAACAAGCUCCGGUGAAGUGGAAAGGAUAUGAUGAUGAUUUCAACAAUUGGAUACCAAUUAAGGAUUUGAUUAAUAUUAAAAAAGAUAGUAUAUGAAAGACAGAUAUAUUUCUUGUAACACAGAAAAUAAGAGCUGUUUAAUGGCUUUCACGAGGCUGAAGCAGAAGAUAAUUUCAUUAAUAAGUCGUCAUAUGAAAAGAAGAUUAAAGUAGUCAGAUGAAAAGAAGUUUAAUAAGUUGUUGAAGGAAAGAGAGUAUAAAAAUUACUACCGAGAGCCGUGUAAUAACAAAAACCAUUUUUCGGCUAAGAGCUGAGGGUGUAAAAACGACCCCCUGCUUCAGCCCAUAUAAAAUUAUCUCAAGGGAUUUAAAGAACAAUAUGAAAAGUACUUAAACGUAAGUCACUUGUGUAUAGUAUAAUAACUUUUAAUGAAUGGGUAUGUAAUAAUAAUAAUUUUAAGGUUAAAAUAACAGCUCACAUUGAUGAUGAACAGAAUAUCUGAUUUAAGAGUAAACAAGUGGCUGAAAUACUUAGAGAUGUAGAUACUAAUCAAGCCAUAAGAAAACAUGUAUACUCUGAGGACAAAAGAAAGUGGACCCGUUAAAUCGACGGGUCUUUCUAAGGCUCAUAAAAAAACCAAACGCACACAUCACACCAUAUUCAUCAAUGAAUCUGGGUUAUACUCUUUAUCAUUAUCAAGUAAAUUAGAAUCAGCUAAGAAGUUCAAACACUGGGUUACAAGUAAAGUACUUCCAACAAUCAGUAAAUAUGGUCAGUAUAGAUUGUUUGAUAAUCCAGAUAGUAAGAUGUUUAAAAUAGAGACAAGAGACAAAUGUACAUUAUAAAGUUGUUGCAUUCAUUGGAAAGCGGUUUCCGGAUACUACUAAUACUAUUGCCCAAUGAGGAGAGAACUAAGAUACGUCAUACAAGAGAAUUAGUUUGUAUAAAAAAGGCAUUACAGGUGGUCAACCAGAUAUUAUUAUUGCUGACAAUCACCUUACUCACAGAGGCUUUCAUGUGGAGUUUAAAACAAUUGAAAUUACAAGGUAUCUGAUAAACAAUUAGCCAUGAUUGAAAAAUACUAGAAGGAUACAAGUGUACGAUAUCUAAUGAUUAAGAUGAGACUAUUCGAGAGACACGUGAAUUUAUGAAAGAUGUUAGAAUUAAAUGUGACCAUUGUAAUAUACAAUUCAAAACAGAUGAAACAUUUGGUACACAUUUGAAAUACAUUCAUAAAAUUGUUGAAGAGUAAUUAUGUAUUGUUAAAGAUCUUAGAAUUAAAUAUAUGUAGUUUAUAUUAUUAAAACCAAUUUAAGAGGAAUGAAAAUUUAAAAUGGAUUUAAAGAACAACACAAAAGUAUUUAAAUGCAAUACACCUAUAUUUAAUGUUAAUGGAAAUAUUAUCCAAAGCAAGAAUAUGAAUAGACAGUAUGGAAAAAAUGAGCAAAUCUGAAUUGAUUUACCUGUUGAUGAAGCAGCAAUCAAGUGGACCAAAAGCUGUGGUAGGUAUGAAAAGUGUUAAGCAAAUAGGAUCAGAAUUUGAAAAGGCAACAGAAGUAGCACCUGUACCUCCACCAAGGUACAAAUACAAAAUACAGAAAAUAAUGAACAAGAGUGAGGAAAUGGACAAUACUAUUGAAACAAUAGAGGAGAAGUAUAAGAAGUUGGUUAAUGAUUAUGUUUCAAUGAAUAUAAAGAAUGUAAGAAUUAUGAAUACAAAAAAUGUAAAAACAUGUCCCAUGAAAUAUGUUUUAUAGCAAAGGUACCGUGAUGAUUGUAUAAUGAGACUGCUAAACAGAUGUUGGAUGACUUUCAUCCAAGGGCAUUAAAAUGGUGUUCAACAGAUGUUAUACCAGAUAAUGUAGUAAAUAUGGACAUCUGUAAGUCCUAUCCUAAUGUACUAUUAAGUAGUACCCAUCCAAUACCUUUGUACAGUAUGUGCUAAGUUUUAUGUUGACGAGACUGUUAUCAACUAUUACAAGUCACUCAUUAUUAUAGAAGUAGAUUUUUACAGUGCUAAUCUUGUAAGAGACUCAGUAGAUGUAUAUACAUGCCAAUCACACAGAUAAAAUACGACAUCACAUCUAAAAGAGCCCCUAAACCAGAUACUUUCAAGGAGUAUCUUACCUGUAAGUUUGUUUUGAAUGAAUAACCAGAAGCUGAAGCCAAGAAGAUGGCCAAUAGUUUCAUCGGUGAACUUGGUAGGAAGUAUGACAAGAUCAACCGUGGUUGUACAUGCACAGAAUAUGAUACUGCUAUGCGUUGUUGGACAUCUGCCAUGAAUGAGAAGAGAACCUUCCUAUUGAUCACCAUGAUGACUUGUAUAUGAUCAGAGAGCAGAGAGUGGAGAGGUUGUUCUCUGACAAUACCAUAGGCCAUACUAAAGUGUUUGCAGCUCAUUGAUUGUUGCUAUUCUGAAGAUAGUGUAUUAUAUGGUUGUAAUGCAGACGGUAUUUAUAGCACAAGCAGUAAAAUGAAUUUCAGGAACAAGAAAGAUAUAAGUUUAGCUCAAAAAAAACAAAAAAAAAAAUUGGCAAAGCAUUCAAGACAGAUUCCGAGCUAACAUACAUUGAAAAGCAUUAAAGAGAAAAUAUGUGCUUUGAUGACUGUCAUGUCAAAAAAGGAGAUGGUGUGUUACAUAAUGAACAGGCUGGCCGUGGUGAAACACAAGAGCUCUGUGAGUUGGUUAAACAGUCAGAUAAAUGUAUUGUGUUGUCUUGUACUAAUAAAGCCGUAAAUAAUGUCAAAGCAAGUUUGCAAGCUUUUGGAUACGACAAGACACAGGUCAAUAAAAUGUGUUACACUUUUGAUAGUUACUUGUGGAUAAGAGUAUUGAUAGCCUUGAAGGUAAAGAUAUCUUCACUGAGGAGUUUAAUAUGGUACCUAAUAAAUGGAUUACUACAAUUUGUAAAGCUUUUACAAUGUUCAAUAACAAGGUAUACUCGUUUGGUGAUUGCAAUCAAUGUCAACCUGUAGAAGCUGGUAGUCAAGUGCAUUAUCAUUAUCAGUUAUCAGCUACUAUCAAUCAAAUGUGUCGCACAACAAAAAAUAUAAUACAUUGAACGUACUGAUAGAUAUGAGAAAGAGACCAAUAAUAUGCUCGAUACAUUCCUCAAGACUGAUAAGAUAUCCCCUUACUUUGAACCAAUAGGUAAGUACAAUGAGAAUAUCUGUUCUAUGAAUACUACCAGGAUAAGAGUAAAUACAGAAUGCUGUGAUAGAUUUGUACAAAACAAAAAAAGGGACCAUUGACUUAAAGUAUGAUGGUAAGACUGAGAAAUACAAGGUAUGUGUUAGUACUCCUAUAACUGCAACACAAAAUAUCAAAGACAAACAAAUGUUCAGUACAAUGGAGUUUAUUGUGCAGGAUAUUAAACAUAACAACGUUAAGAUAAAUGGUGGAUGGUUUGACAUUAGUAAGUCUGCAGAAUACUUCAUCCCUAGUUUGAGUGUUACAGUUUAUAAUACCAAGGUGCAGACAUCAAUGAGAACUAUAAUAUCUGCGAUGUCAAUCGCAAGGGUAAAAGACAAUUCUAUACCGCAUUAUCUCGUACCAGAAAGUUUGAGUUCAUUCAUCUGAACUUCAAAGAGCUACCAGAGUACAACCAAUGUUGGAUUGACAUAAUUAUAGUAAGUUUAAUAGUCUAUACAAGAAUGGUACGAUAUAUAAGAUAAUGUUUGAUGACAGUAGAAUACAUGUAAGUUCAACAUGUGAAAAACUGAAUCCAAGGUUGAGAUGGCAUUUGUCUAACAAAACAGCUAGGUUUACAAAAACAGAAAGAAUAACCCAAAAAUUGAGCACAUUGUCACAGCUCCUUCUGCUGAUAAAAAAAAUCUUUAGACAACGGAAAGAGUUGUUAUAUCAGUUGAUUAAAUAUUAGAUCAAAUCCAUUAAAAAAGAGAAAGAAAGUUGAGUAUAAUGUUGCUGUAGACAGUGAACAACAAUUUAAGAGAGUAAGAUUACUUCACAAAAGACUGGUAAUCAAAGACAACAUAGAUAAAUCAUACUUUUCCAUUGAUGCUAUAGUUGACCGUAUGAGAUAUCACAAGAAAACCCAGUAUAAUGAUUCCUCUAAAGAUGAGGCAUUAGCCACGAUAUCAAAUGAGAAACAAAAGAUUAUUGACCAAUUAAUCAUAAAUUUUGACUUAAUAUCAUAUUCUUUACUUUUCCACAGUGCUAUAUAUUGUACACUGUUAGUCUUAACUAAUAUAGAUAAACUGUUAUUUUAAUAUCUUUAUUCUUUACCGCAUUUAUAAUAUAAUUCUUUUGGUCAAUUUUAAUACCAUAUCUUUAUCAAUAUAUCAUUCUUGAAUAAUACGAAGAUUAAUAUACUAUUAUACUAGAUAAGAAUACACGGAAUUACACUCGUAAACGAUUACCAAGAAAUAAAAAAGAAGAACUACUAAAGUAGCCAUGGGUGACAAGAAAAUACCCUAAAGGCCCCUCCCAUAUAUGGCGCAAGAUUUUGGCAUUACAGCUCCUGUAGUAGAAGUGAUUUUUCUUUGAUCCAUACAACCUUCAUGAUCAAAGACUGAGGACUACACGAAGUAAUCUGCACUGUUCCUGGAGUUUUUUUAUAUGUUAAACCAGAGUAGGUGUUACUCACUAAAUGGUUAUGUAGCUCUCAGUGGUUAUCACUGAAAUCAAACUCGCGUGAUAAAGGAAAUGUUUUGAACGAGAAAUGAAAGCCUUUUUUUUUUUUUUUUAAGAAACUGCGGGUUUACAUUGCGACCACGUGUGUAUCGGAUGUUCCCUGCUGAUCAGGUAAGCGUUAGCUGGAAAAAAAUCUUUUAACGCAGGAUAGUUUAUUUCCCUGUUUGUUCCUUGUUUUUUUAAGGCUGCAUCAAGGAACCAACAAACAUAACGCAAAACUUUCAGCUCUCUGACUUCUGUGGUGAGGGCUGUUUAUCAAUCUACUUACGUACUUAUUUGGUAACUUUACAUGUUUUCUUUUCUACAGGAAACAGAAAGAGUGAACAUUGGUAUGCAAACAUCAAGAAACGGCCCUACCCAGGGAAAUGAUCAUCGCUAAGGAUGCCUCUUGUUCUCGACACAUUUACCUCCAGUUCGAGAGAAUCCGUAGAUCCGU
Molecule: messenger RNA, 7090 nt
Organism: Pocillopora meandrina
Lineage: Eukaryota; Metazoa; Cnidaria; Anthozoa; Scleractinia; Pocilloporidae
Source: the annotation of a GenBank genome assembly